GACGCUCCGAAGAGAGUACGGAGAUUGGAAAUACGACCGUUUUUAACCGAGAAAAUCACCUCCUCUUCGCAUGUUACAAUGUGGUGGGGUUAGCCAGGGCCACCGCACGCACAGCCUUUUAGACGAUGUUUGCAGAGGCCAGUCUGUCCAUCUGGGGAUGGGGGGGUCUUGGAGUCGUGCUGUUCCUCGUCACCUUUGGACCCUUUGCCAUAUUCUACCUGGCCUUUUAUAUAUUCUGCUUCAUUGGAGGGGGCUUUGCGGUCACUCUGCUCUAUGGAAAGAUCAACUCAGAGAAACACCUGGAAAAGUGCGAGCAGUCUUACUUGCCACCCACACAAAUUGGUAUACUAAAGACAUUGGAUGAAAAGAAGCUGGAGAUAAAGCCUAUAAAGAUUGACAGGAGACUAACAGGCUCUAGUUUCAUAGAUGAACCACUACAACAGGUGAUCCAGUUUGCUCUGAGGGAUUAUAUCCAGUACUGGUACUACACUCUGAGCGAGGAUGAGUCCUUUUUAUUAGAGAUCAGACAGACGCUGCAGAAUGCCCUCGUCCAGUUCUCUACACGGUCCAAAGAGGUGGACUGGCAGCCUUACUUCACCACUCGCCUGGUGGACGACUUUGCCACCCAUUUACGUGUCUUUAGAAAAGCCCAGGAUCGCCUCGCGGACAGAGAGGACAAGCAAAGGGACAUAACGGAGGAGCUGGUGGACUCCUUCUUUGAGGCCGAGGUGGAGAUGGAAAGGAAGAUUUGUCGGGACGUAGUGUGCACUUCACACAAAGAUGAAGAAGGUUUUCUUCGGGACUUGUGUGAGCUGCUUCUGUAUCUGUUACUACCUCCUGGAGAUUUCCACAACAAGAACAUGAGAUACUUCCUAAGGGAGGUGCUGGCUCGCGGUGUUCUACUUCCUCUGAUCAACCAGCUCAGCGACCCAGACUACAUAAACCAGUUUGUCAUCUGGAUGAUACGGGACUCCAGCUGUAAUUAUGAAGCCUUCAUGAACAUCCUGAAGAUGACAGACAAGCCUUCUGAGCUGGAGGCCGUCAAGGACAAGGUGCUAGAGGAGCUGCAGUACCUCCGCUCUCUGGACACUGCGGGAGAUGACAUCAAUGUGAUCAAGAACCAGAUUAACAGUCUUCUGUUUGUGAAGAAGGUGUGUGAGACCAGGAUCCAGAGACUACACUCCGGCAAGGAGGUGGAUGCCUUGAAGCUGGCAGCCAACUUUGGCAAGCUGUGUGUUAUCCCACUGGAUCACAUCCUCAUCCACAACAUAGCCCUGCAGUUCUUCAUGGACUUCAUGCAGGCAGCGGGGGCCCAGGCGGAGCUGUUCUUCUGGCUCACUGUGGAGGGCUACAGGGUGACGGCACAGCAGCAGCUGGAGGCCAUGAUGGGCUGGCAGAAAGAUGGCAAGAAACAGCCCAGCGCCACCAAGGGGCUGCUGAAGGCCGCUGCACUGGGUGUUUUUGAACAAUACCUCUCGGACAAGGCGUCCCCCAGGGUGCAGGUGGACGAAGCGUCCGUAACAGCACUAGGGGAGAAGCUACAGAAAGACGACCCCACCCCAGAGAUAUUUGAUGACAUCCAGAGAAAUGUGUAUGACAUGAUGCUACGUGAUGAGCGCUACUACCCCUCCUUCAAGCAGAGUCCUCUCUACGUCCGCAUGCUAGCAGAGCUGGACAUGUUGAAAGAGCCAAGCUACCGGGGCUCCGAUGACGGUGACGGAGAAUCCUUCAAUGGUUCUCCCACAGGAAGCAUAAACCUAUCUUUGGAUGACUUGUCCAACUCCUGCCAUGAUGAUACUAUGCACCUACAUGCCUUCAUCUCCGACACAGGGGUUUGCAACGACCACGGUAAGACGUACGCGCUGUACGCUAUCACUGUGUUCAGACGCACCCAUGACGGCAAUGAGGACUGCUGGAAGACUUAUCGCCGCUACUCGGACUUCCAUGACUUCCAUAUGAGGAUCACUGAACAGUUCGAGAACCUGACGUCGAUCCUCAAGCUGCCAGGGAAGAAAACCUUCAACAACAUGGACAGAGACUUCUUGGAAAAGAGAAAAAAAGACCUCAAUGCUUACCUACAGUUGCUGCUGAACCCAGAGAUGGUGAAGGCCUGUCCCACUCUGAUUCCUUAUGUCUAUGAUUUCCUGGAGAACAAGGCCUACAGCAAGGGCAAGGGAGAGUUUGCACGCAAGAUAGACACAUUUGUAAAUCCUCUGAGGAGCUCCAUGAGAAACGUGUCCAACGCGGUGAAGGCCUUGCCUGACAGUCUGGCUGAGGGCAUGACCAAGGUCUCUGAUAACAUGGGCCGUAUGUCAGAAAGACUGGGUCAGGACAUCAAACAGUCCAUACUCAAGGUGCCUCCUCUCCUCCCCAAGACCGACAUCGACCCUGAACACUGUCGAGUCUCUGCUCAGCUCGAUGACAAUGUGGAUGAUAACAUCCCGCUGAGGGUAAUGCUGCUACUGAUGGACGAAGUGUUCGACCUGAAGGAGAAAAACCAAUGGCUGCGCAGGAACAUUAAGAACCUGCUGCAGCAGCUCAUCAGGGCCACUUAUGGAGACACCAUCAACAGGAAAAUUGUGGAUCAUGUGGACUACUUGACCUCACCUGAGCAGGUUGCAGACUAUGUCAAAAAGUUCAGGGAUUCCUACUGGCCCAACGGUAUUCUGGCUGAGACGCCGCCCCGUCGAGACAAAAGCAUCCGGAUGAGGACCAGAAUAGCUGCCAAGACCAGUCUGCUGGGCAUCAUGCCAGACGAGCUGAAGCACAUCAUCGGAGCAGACACCACGAGGAAGGGCAUACUGCGCGUCUUCGACAUGUUUCAAUACCAACCCAUGAACCGUCGGCUAGUCUACGUUUUCCUGGAGGGCUUCUUGGAGACGAUGUUUCCCCAGUACAAAUUUCCCGAGCUCUUUGUCAAGCUACACUCCCGCUCGCCACGCAUCCACAGAUAUGGCCAGAAACUCAAAACCGCCUCCCUCAAGAGGUGACAGGAGAGGACGGAGGCAGCGGGACAUGGGCCGACUAGACACACACAGACUUGAGAGCUAAGAGUGAGAGUGGGGGGGCUUGAACGUCGAGGUAUGUGUGUGAUUUCUGCCCUUCCACUUCUCUCACACACUCUUUUCAGUGAAAACACUCCAAUUGUUUCUAAUUAUUUCUGUCAAGACAGAACUGAAGGAUGAACAACAAACACUCUGCCCUCCUCUCACUCGGUGACACACACACACACAUGCGCAAACACAAAUCCUGUUAUUUGCACCAAGACUGGACAUGACAGUCUUCUCUUUAAGUUUAGAUAUUUUCGUCCUCCUUUUUCUUUUUUUUUUGGGACUUUUCAGUUGUGUUUAGCUUUAUCAUGGGCCAGUCAAUGCUGCUUUCUCCUGGUCCAGAGAGCAGACCACAAAUACUGUAUUGUUUUUAAACUGCAGGAGUAGAUAGCAUACACCCACACCUUGCCUUACCUUCCCGCUUCUGUCUUUUGGCCGGCACUUUCUACCAUCUCAGUGACCCGGCCCCUCAGCUGUAGUCAAACUUUACCCUCAUGCUGUAGACAUUUUAUCUGCAAAAGCUGCACACUUGUAAGCGCGCAAACAAUAUUUUGUUUUCAUAGCAACCAAAUAUGUCAAUAGCACUGGGUUAAAAAGGCGCUGUUUUUAAAAUGUGACCGAACAAAAGAAAGAAAGAGAUGAUUUAGAUUUUUAUUGUCUGCAUUUUUUCCAGCCUCAAUGCCUCUUUUGAGACAUAAUGAGACUUUUCUUUUUCUUUCCAAAGUGUUACAUCGUCUGUACCACCCAUGAUCCUCAAAGAAUAUUUCCACGUCCCCUUUAAUGCUACUGUCAAAACCUGUGACGACCAAAGCUCAUGCUGUUCCAUACGUGUGUGUGCACUGGUUUGAUGUCCGGAUACUCUGAACAUUACUGUGCUUCAUGUCCUUAAUCAUGUGAGGAAAGAGAAUGCAAAGUCGACCUUUAAUGACCUAAAAGGUGAGGCUGUGAGCGGACACACUGAAGUGUGCUACAGUUGUGGGAGGUUCAGCUCUGGCUGUCCAAGCGCACUAUCAAAGAAUGUACUCUCUGGUCUAGUGUAUUUGGCUUGUGUAGACUUACGUGUGUGUGUGUGUGUGUGUGUGUGUGUGCGUGUGCGUGUGUGUGUGUGUGUGCGUGUGCGCGUGUGUGUGCGUGUGCGUGUGUGCGUGGCACGAAGAUGCAACCCUCUUCAGUCAAUCUGUGCCAGUGUGAGCUAGUGAACCAGCCUUAAAACUAUAUACUGACCAAGAGACGCACGCUGGAGAUAGCUCUCCUUCACUCGACUGAACGUUACAAGAAAAUCAAGAUAGAGAUAUGGAGAUAUAUCCCUAAUCACUUUUAUUCAGAGAUGUCUUUAAUUUUGUGCAAUAUUUUUUUCUUUAAUGCAUGUGCAUUUUGAAUCAUUGUAUACUGAAAAAAGUAAUUCAUAUUGUUUUAAUCGUAGAAAACAUGAAAGAAGUUCCCCAGAAAUGUCUUCUUAUCCCAACAACUUAACAUUCCGUUGUUGUAAAAGUACAAUGUUUAUUUUACAGACUUGUUUUAUAAGUCUGAGUUUGUUUUGUUGUGUGUGUGUGUGUGUGUGUGUGUGUGUGCGGGGAUAUUUUACACUUAUCCCUCAUGCAUUCGUACAGAAUCUGUGUUUUGGUAUGGAUGGGGCAGUGGUAGGGGUUUUUCUGUGUCCGAUGAUUAGCUCAUUGGGCUAUAGGUAGUUCAGAGGCGGCCUCAAACAACUGUUUCUUUUUAACUCAUAAGUGGCAUUUUAUGCAUUCAAGCUUGUUCUGUUGAGUGUGAACAAAUCUUUGUUGUUAUUAACUGACAGCUGGAGGGACCGCACCCCCCCCUCUCCUCCUGUCCAACGGGCUCACAGGAGAGCCCUGUCCUGUGACCAAUGGAAUCACUGCUAAUGAGCACUUACAGUAGCAACUGUGGGAGGGCCUCUCCCAUUGGCUGGACGGAGCCCCAUUCUGCUGCGGUCAUUGGAUGGAACUCCCUCGUCUGCUUUGAUUUGCUUGCACUAAGCAGCUCUGGUGGACUCUGAUAGGCUGAGCAGGAAGACAUGAACUGGAGCCUCGCUCACUGGGAGGUGAAUACUUUGUUCCCACGGUGGAGGAGGUGUCACUUUUAACUUUCUGCACAUCUCUCCAUACAGGAAGGCUUGUCUUUUUUUUAACCCCAGUAUUUAUGAAUCUAUAAUGAAAAUUGUGCAUAUCUGUGUACAGUAUGUGUUAAUAGUGUGCCUAAAUGUACUGUCAACUCUAUUUUCAUAUUUUUCUUUAACCUAAAAAAAAUCAAUCAGAAUGUCAUGAUCAUUUUACGCGACUGAAAAUGACUUUAGGGUGUUUUUUUGCAUCAUGCUUAUCAAGCUCUUCCUUGUGAGCAACUGUGCUCAGAUCAGUAUAACACUAAUAAAAGGUAACUCAGA
Messenger RNA from Centropristis striata (black sea bass), 5451 nucleotides. It is a transcript of the gene snx13, whose product is annotated as sorting nexin 13. Bases 126 to 2990 code for a protein of 954 amino acids. NCBI's taxonomy places the organism in Eukaryota, Metazoa, Chordata, Actinopteri, Perciformes, Serranidae. Gene Ontology annotation, molecular function: phosphatidylinositol binding. Gene Ontology annotation, cellular component: early endosome. The transcript is spliced from 25 exons. The record is from RefSeq and is a predicted model, not a curated record.